Molecule: messenger RNA, 1798 nt
Organism: Athene cunicularia (burrowing owl)
Lineage: Eukaryota; Metazoa; Chordata; Aves; Strigiformes; Strigidae
Gene: FADD
Product: Fas associated via death domain
Exons: 2
Coding region: 129-716 (195 amino acids)
Biological process (GO): signal transduction; negative regulation of extrinsic apoptotic signaling pathway via death domain receptors
Molecular function (GO): protein binding
Source: RefSeq, a predicted model, not a curated record
CGUCUCCCCGGGACUGGUCUCUCCCCCACGAACAGUCGCUCUGAAAACAAAAACUCCGCCAGCCUUCUCGCGCGGCCUGCGCCUCGCCCCCCGGGCCUGGCGGUGGGUGCGGUGUAGGCCUCAGCACCAUGGAUCCCUUUCUGACUCUGCUGCACUCUUUCUCUUCGAGCUUGUCGGACGCUGAGCUUUCUUCCCUGAAGUUUCUCUGCCGAGGGAAAAUUGGGAAAAGGAAGCUUGAGUGUGUCCGAAGUGGCGUGGAGCUCUUCAAUAUCUUCCUCGAGCAGCAGCUGAUUGCAAGCGGCAAGGUGGCGUUUCUUGAGGAGUUGUUUGUGAGCAUUAAAAGAGAAGAUUUGGUCUCGCAGCUAAAGCAGUUCGUAGAGGAAGGAGAAGUUAAUGCUCCUGAUGAUCAACCAGAUGCGUAUGAAAAGUGUCUUCAGAAGGCAGCCAUUGAAGUCAUAUGUGAAAAUGUGGGGAGAGACUGGAGAAUGCUGAUACGCAAACUUGGCCUUUCUGAAGUGAAAAUAGACAGAGUAGUGGCAGCAAAUCCAUUGAACUUGCAUGAACAGUUGGUUCAGUCACUUCGAGAGUGGCAGAGAUGGAAGGGUAAAGAUGCAAAAGUGGCUGACUUAAUUAAAGGUCUUCGGGAAUGUAAUAUGAAUUUGGUGGCAGACAAAGUUGAACAGAAGCUCUUAACGCUGAACACUGGAACGAGGUGAAGUCAAUAUAAAAACACUUCCAUGUCCCACAGAUAUGGAUGAAAAAAGUAAAAGUGUCUUCUACUCUUCUGAACUAAAAUCAGUAUCAUUGUUUCUGUUACUUACUCUGCCAUUAAUUUAUGUGCCUUAAUAGGUUGAUUUGCGGUCAGAUGAAGUGUAACUUAAAAACAAAUUCCUUUCAGGUAAUGCUUUGUAGUUUGAUGCUUCCUUUAAGAGAUUUUUAACUUUUAGAAGACCUAAACUCUAUUUUGUAGAAAUUCUCGCACAUUUGUUCUACCACCCUCCUGAAAACAUUUGCUUUACUGCAGGCACUUUUCAGACAUCCAUGGGAUGCUUCUGAGGCAGCUGUAAUUUUAAAUUUCACAGGUUUGGGGGUUUUGUGGCCUAUUACAACUGUAGUGUAAAAGGGAGAAGGAGUAGGCCUAUUUGCUGUGUACUGGGUUUUCUUUUUGAGUAGCAUAAAAUAAUAUAUUCUGUAAUUUGUCAAAUACAUAUGCUCUUUGUAAAAGUUUACUAAGAUGAUGGUAACCUCAGGCCUGAAGACUAGUGCAAGAGGGCUAGUAACUCCUAUGGUGUUUUUUUCUUGUGCCUGGGUUGAACUAGUUGAAAUGAAAUGUCUGUGUCAGGUGCUCUCAUCAUCCAGAAGAUGUUCUCCUGAGAACACAUCAGGAGAUUGUCAGAGAAAUUGUAUGCGUCUCACAGAUGUUUACAGCAGCCUCUUUUUACUGCCAUGAAUGUUUUAAGAUUCUUUUCCAGGAAUCCUUCCAUAACCUGUACCAGAGUCUGAUCAUGUCUGCUGGAAGUUGCAGCUCACCUCAUAAGUAAGCUGCAGUUAUCUGUGCUCUUGGUAACAAAAGUGUGUACUGUAACAAAAGCCUAGAAGAAAAAUUGGUUUCUUUUUAGUGGAGGGGUGUGAAGGCCUACUGAGAGCAAAUAUAUAGUAUAUUUUUCCCUAGUGAUACUGUGAAGAUCAGCUUUCUCCACAAUUUGUGAUCUUCAGAGGUUGCUCCAGAUCCAGUAGCUGUUCCAGGUCCUCUGCAACUUUUUAGUUCAUUCCUGUUCUUUGAUGUUUAUGUUUUUUU